Malania oleifera is the source of this 1245-nucleotide messenger RNA. Its product is annotated as beta-amyrin 28-monooxygenase-like. Gene Ontology annotation, molecular function: oxidoreductase activity, acting on paired donors, with incorporation or reduction of molecular oxygen; heme binding; iron ion binding. Gene Ontology annotation, biological process: sterol metabolic process. The transcript has 2 exons. The record is from RefSeq and is a predicted model, not a curated record. Lineage: Eukaryota; Viridiplantae; Streptophyta; Magnoliopsida; Santalales; Ximeniaceae. Bases 106 to 924 code for a protein of 272 amino acids.
CUCACGCAUGAUGAGCUAGCAAUACAAACUGCCCAUGACGCUCCUUCAUUAAUUUGCUUACGAGGAAAUUAAACUUUCCUCCCAUACCAACGUACGUACGUGAUCAUGACUACCAACCUCAUGCAAGUCAGUGACAUGGAACUCUUGUUUCUCUCCCUUCUCCUCCUCCUAGCCCUCUUCCUCUCCCUCUCCCUCCGAAUCUUCGCCACCAAACUCCAACAACUUCCCGGCGGCAACCACAACAACGACAACCUUCCGCCGGGGAACAUGGGUUGGCCCGUCGUCGGCGAAAAGCUCAUCACCCAUAGAAUGAUGAUGAAAAACCACCCUCCCAAAAAAGUCUUCAAGACUUCCCUUCAGCUCGGAGAACCCACCGCCGUCCCUUGUAGCGCCACUGGCAACAAAUCGUUGUGGUGGCCGCGCUCCGUCGGGAAGGCCAACCCAUCCUCUCUCCAAACUUGGACCAAAGGUGAAUCCAUUAAAGAACAUGUCAGGGUUUAUCCACUAGGCAACAGAUUCACUUUGACCAUGGCUUGUAAAGUGUUGUUGAGCAUUGAAGACCCAAAUGAUCACAUAGCUAAAAUUUGGGGCCCAAUUCAUGUGUUGGGCGCUGGAGUGAUUUUGAUUCCGGUGAACUUUCCCAGGACGGCAUAUAACAGGGCGAUAAAGGUGGCGGAAAUGAUAAGAAAGGAGCUGAAGGCCAUAAUGAAGGAGAGAAAAAUAAUGGAAUUGGUGGGGAAGCAGGAGGAUAUAUUAUCACACAUGCUCACCACAAAGGAUGAAAACGAUGAGAUUGUGAAGGAGAAAUGGGACACUGCAGAUUCAACACUAGGGCUGCUAAUUGGGAGGCAUCACAGUACUGCCAGCGCUGCCACUACUUUCAUCAUCAACUAUCUGCAGGCUGAACUCCCCCACGUCGACUAGGAUGAGAUCCUCAAAGAGCGAAGAAUAAGGGUUAAUGCGGCAGAGAAGGGUGGUGGUUGGGUAUUAUACAUGGAACGUGCCCGGGGAAGGAGCAUGCUCGGCUUGUGGAUCCAUUUCCAAUGACCGCUAAAGGACUUCUCAUUCGCCUCCAUCAACACCCAUGUUGUAUCAUAUAUAUAUAUAUAUAUAUAUACACACAUAUAUAUCAUUUCUCAAUGAAUAUGCCAAUUGUGGAUAGUGUUCACCUGUGUAUGUGUAUGUGUUCGUGCCAGGGACAUCGUCAUUUGCUAAUAACCAUAUAAUAAACAUUAUUGCUUUUAA